CGCUGCAGGGCGCGCGGGCAGCCGUUGGCGAGGGGCUUUCCGUAAAUGGCUUGUGACUUCCUACCUGCUAAGAGGAUUGUGUCAUUGUCAAUUUCUGUCUUGUUUUCUGACACGUCAUCGGCGUGUACUGUCCCAGCUGAACAGUCCGGUAGUUUCCGUCUACUAAAACCAAAAAACACGAGCUGAGGGGGGAAAAAGAAAACUGAAACAUGAGCACCGGAGCGGGCAUCGACUACAGCGCCUGGGAUCACAUCUAUGUGUCAGACGACGAAGACGUGACCAGCCCGUUCGUCGACACGCCGAGCUUGUUCAGAAUGAGACACCGGGUCAGCAGAGAAACUUCUGGUAGUCGUGAAGUUGGGAGUCUUAUUCCUGGCCCGGCUGGAGAAAAUGGCUGAUUUUCAGCAGAGAGGGGAAGACCUGGAGAACAACCUUGCAGAAUGCAAGAGGCUUUUAGAAGAAGCCCAGGGACGGUUGAAAGAGCUGAAAGAAGGAAGGAAUGAGGGAGAGUGGGAUGAGGAUGAGGAGAGGGAGACUCAGCUGAAGAAAAUUCAGGCAGAGGUGAGGAAACUGAAGCAGGAUGAAACGUCAUUUGAGAAAAUGGUGGAAGAACACCGGCGAGAGGAAAAGAAACUGCCUUGGAAUGCUGAUACUAUCAGCAAAGAAGGUUUCAGCAAGAGUGUGGUCAACAUCAAGCCUGUGAGAAAUGAGGAAACGCAGGAGGAAAAGGUGGAGAAGCACAAGACCUUUGUGGAGAAGCAUGCGAGGGAAAUCAGACACUUUGGUAUGCUGCGGCGAUGGGACGACAGUCAGAAGUACCUGUCAGAAAACCCACAUCUGGUUUGUGAAGAGACGGCUAAUUGCCUUAUUGUCAUCUGUAUCGACUUUGAGAUAGAUGAGAAACAUGCACUGAUGGAGCAGGUGGCCCACCAGGCCAUCGUCAUGCAGUUCAUCUUGGAUUUGGCUCGGACGCUUAAGGUCGACCCCAGAGGCUGCUUCAGACAGUUCUUUUCAAAGAUCAAGGCUGCAGACAAGCCGUACCAGGAGGUGUUCGACCGCGAGCUGGAGUUGCUGAAGGAGCGAGUCCGCAGCUGUGCACAGAUUCGUAUGGAGGGCGCUAUGAAGGAGCUAGAGGAGGAAGAGAGGCAGAAGAGACUGGGUCCAGGCGGUUUAGAUCCCGUAGAGGUCUACGAAUCUCUGCCAAAGGAAAUACAGAAGAGCUUUGAUGAGAAGAAUGUUCAGAUGCUGCAGGAGGCUAUCAGCAGACUGGACCCUGAGGAGGGAAAAUACCACCUGAGGAGGUGUAUCGACUCUGGACUGUGGGUCCCUGAAUCAGGAGGAGGUGAUGAUGAAGAGGAUGAGGAAGACGAUUGAUAACAGGAGGAAGAACCUGAACACAUGACUAAAAGCAGUGAGAUAACAUUUUCCGAUGACCUCGACUGACCCGAUACUCUUAGGCUCUUUGCCUCCAUUGUGACUCACGUCAUCAUUUUGACAUUUUAACUUGUUAGCUGACAGUGACUGUUGUCCAGCAGUGUAAGUUAUACUUUAUAAAUGCAAAACAAUAUAUGGACUGAGCCAUCAUGUGACUAAAACAAAAAAGUAGAUUAGCAGAGUUAGGACAAAAAGCACUUUUACAGUCUCUUUCAAUUUUAAGCUACUUUGGGCAACCAAGUAAACAAAUUAUCUACAUAAUGAGGCAUCUUUCAGGUCAGUUUUUAUAUUGCAGAUGCACUGAAUUUAUGUCAUUACAAUCAGCUGAUAUGAGUCAUCAGUUUACUCCUGUGUUAUUAAUCAUCUCAAAAGAAAGCUCUUUCAUAAGAGGCCAUGCAAAAGCCACCACUGCUCCUGAUAUUACUUUUGAUUUAUCAGCAUUAUGUUGAAUAUAACGGCAUCUGGCACCAGUUACUCAGUACAUAUUUUCAUGUGCAAUGACAGAUGAUGGCUGAGUUGUGGAUCAGUUUUCCUUCACUGCACGCCUCCGUGAAUAACAACUGCAGCUUUAAAAGAUCAGCUGAAAAAAAAACAGCCCUUGCAAAGGUCUGAUUUUGAAAAAUUGACUUAAUACCUCUGACUCAUCAAACGCUGAUAUACCAAAGCAAAAAAAAAUCACCCGUUAUUAUAUAAAAAAAGGUUAGUAUCCAUCACAGGCGUUUGUCGUUUAAGAUCAAACUCCUGACUGCAUCAGCCCUGCUGUGGUCAACAGCGCCCCCUUAAGUCUGUUUGGGGGCACAGCCAGUAGUAGUAGUAGUAGUAGUUUGCUCACAUACUCACUGAAAUUUAAGACCACUUAUGGAGUAAUUUGUAAUCAUUAUCAGCUGUUGAGUGGAGAAAUCCCAAACAGAAUGCUCAACAGUCUAAUGGACAGAAAGACGUGAACUUUGACAAAGUUUGUUUUUUGUUAAGACUUUCAAAGUUGUUGAUUGAACUAGAAAAUCACUUUAGUAUUUUCUGUUGCUGUUUUGGAGCCACAGCGAGGCUGCUGAACCAGCACAGCAAACAUGUCAGCUGAUAUUUGCUUAUGGUAGACAAGUCAGCAGACAAGUUUAUGUCAGCCGAUAAGAAACAAGACAGAUAUAGAAGUUAGAAAAAUGCGUGGCGUGUUUGAGAUAAUUUAGAAACUGUUUACGUAAAAAAAAACCCCCAAAACUGAUAUAUCAUUGUUAACUUCUUGUAACUUAGAAAUAUUUGUAUAGUCACCCCAAACAUCCAGGGUCGGAUGGGCUGUAGGAGAAACUGUUUUUGUUCUGUUAGGUUGGGUUGAACAACAGCGUGAUAAAGGUCGCAACUAAUGGUCGUUUUCAUCAACAAUUAAUUUGCCAGUUAUUUAGCUUAAAUGUUAAAAAGUGAUAUAAAACGAUGUAAAAGCAGCAUCAUUUCCGAGAAGCUGAGACUAGAGGAUGAAUGAUGACUGAAAGGAGUCCUCAGAUAUCAGAAUGGAUCUUACGUCGACUGACUAAUCAACUAGUCGAUUUUCAGACGAGUUUACGGAGUCUGUCCAACUGAGUCCAAGUCCAGUGACAAGGUGUUUGCGUGUAGUUUUUAUUUUGUAUGUAGUUAAAUUGUACUCUAUAAUGUGUGUUGUUGUACAAUAAAUCAAGCUUCAUUUG
Molecule: messenger RNA, 3110 nt
Organism: Scatophagus argus
Lineage: Eukaryota; Metazoa; Chordata; Actinopteri; Scatophagidae
Product: hsp90 co-chaperone Cdc37-like
Exons: 8
Coding region: 391-1374 (327 amino acids)
Biological process (GO): protein stabilization; protein folding
Cellular component (GO): cytoplasm
Molecular function (GO): protein-folding chaperone binding; protein kinase binding; heat shock protein binding
Source: RefSeq, a predicted model, not a curated record